AUGGCGGGGACGCCGCGCACGGCCCGGCCCGGCCCGGCCCGGCCGCCACCACCCCCCGCGUCCCCACCAGCAGCACCCCGCUGCCUCCCCGGGCUCCGGGCUGCUGCCGAGGCCGCCGCCGCCUGGCUCGGCACGCCGCUCCUCCCCGCCGGAACUACGCCGCCCUCCCCGGCGACGCGAUGUCCGGGGCGGCCACAACCGCAGCCGGGGGGCUGGGGGGAGAGAGGGGGCGAGGGUAGACCGGAGCGCCCCGGGGUGGGUCGGGGCGGGCCGCCUCCUCCUCCUUCUUCUCCUCCUCCUCCUCGCCUCAGGGCCACUCUCCCCUCAGCCCCAUUCCUCCCCCCCGAGGCGACGAGGAGCCUCUUUGAGGCAAAAAGGGGCGAUUUCGGGUGCCUCGGCGCCGCCCCGCCAGGGAUGGCAUACCUGAAUUUGAAAUCACCUUCACCUGAAUAUCCUAGGGCUACAGAAUGGGGAAGAACUUGUCUCUUUGGUCAAGAAAGCCAGUAUGAAACAUUUUCUCGCCCCAAGCCUCCCCGGUGCUGGGUUACCGAAGGCAUGACACACAACUCUCUCACGUUGCAUGUUUGUGUUCACUGUACAAAUGUUUACUGCCGACAUCAAGUUCCAGUUUGCUGGAUGCAUGCUCUGGUUUUGAUGAAAGUGUGCUGAAUUUAUACAUCUGCUCUAAAAUAGUGACUUACCAACUGGGUUUAGUAUUUUAAAAUGUCACUGCCAUUGCUGUAACAGAUGCUAGCAAUAAGUUGGCAGCCCGUUCUUUCCACUGAGGAGUCACUCAUGGAUGCUGCCUUUGUAGCAGAAUCCGACAGUUCUCCAACUCGUGACUCAAAGGUAACGCCACUUCGCUCUACUUGAAGUGCUGAGGAUUGUGUCCCAGGUGAUUAUAAAUAUUCAGUGCCAAUCAACCCUGGAAACGUACUUGGUUUCUUACUAGACAAGGAUAGUAGAAUAAGUUCCCUCUUUGGAGAUAUUACAAAAUAGAAGGUGGCAAUAGAGGGAAAAAAGUGAGGAGCUUAGAGCUGGGAAUAAUACAGAAGUGUUUUCUGAGAGGUUUUUGGAAAUUCACUGGAAACCACCAAACCCUAGAGCUGAGGGCAGCACACAGGGUGAGUUCAUAUCAUCUGCACCAACCUGUAGUGUGCUCGGCAUAAACAAAGAGGGAUGAACUGAGUCAGCCUCCCUUCCACCUGCUCCUAAACCUUCACUGAACGUGUAGACAAAAAGCACCACGCAGACCUGGCGUGCUGCUGGGCCGUGUAAACAGGAAGCAGAGUGGAAGUGUCCUGGCAAGAGUCCUCCCCUCUGCUUUCUGCGGCCCUGGGAAAACCGAGCUGUACCACUUCGGGCAGGGUCAGCCCCCGUGUUGGGAACAGAGCCGCAGGAAGAAAUGCAAAGGUCGCCCAUGGUGUGACAGCAUGGCUGAAAUCAGAAGCCUAAAGGAGUGCUUAGAUUUAGGAAAACAGGAGAGGACAGUAGCCCUGGUGAACUGGCAGAAGGUGUCCUCAGACAGAUGAAGGAACAGGAUAACAGCAGCAGCUUUGGUCUAUACAGACAAUUAAUUAGGACUGAGCUUAAAGUUAUCACCACCCUUGUGUCAGUCACCAGCGGUACAUUGCAGAGCUCAGAGGUCAGCUUUUGAUGGCGGUACAGCUCAGAUCUGGAAUAUCCGCUGAGCUUCUAGUUGCAGGGUUAACCCAGCCUCAUUCCCAGCUUGGCCUAGGCCUG
Oxyura jamaicensis (ruddy duck) is the source of this 1743-nucleotide messenger RNA. RefSeq names its product formin-like protein 5. The transcript has 3 exons. NCBI's taxonomy places the organism in Eukaryota, Metazoa, Chordata, Aves, Anseriformes, Anatidae. The record is from RefSeq and is a predicted model, not a curated record. The coding region runs from base 1 to 669 and encodes 222 amino acids.